Megalopta genalis is the source of this 1210-nucleotide messenger RNA. RefSeq names its product syntaxin-1A. The record is from RefSeq and is a predicted model, not a curated record. Gene Ontology annotation, cellular component: SNARE complex; endomembrane system; plasma membrane. Gene Ontology annotation, biological process: exocytosis; vesicle fusion; intracellular protein transport. Gene Ontology annotation, molecular function: SNAP receptor activity; SNARE binding. NCBI's taxonomy places the organism in Eukaryota, Metazoa, Arthropoda, Insecta, Hymenoptera, Halictidae.
UUCCAUUUGCAGAUGCAAAGCUUCUUCUGGUUGAAGUAAUACGGUUUAGCUGAGAAGUGUGUCAAACGGUUCUUCUGCUCCUCACCAAUUGAACGGUAUCAAUUAGAAGUUUACAAUGCCAACGCCGCGACGAAUUUUAUCAAUUAUCGCUUCUGCACUGAUAAGGUAGAUAACAGAAUACAUACUUCGUGAACCAGAUUCAAAGAACGAUCAGUGACUGACGCUGAUUCCUAAGGAAUGCCAUCAUGGUUCGUGAUCGAAUGCCAGAACUACGUGCAUGUCAAACUAAUAGCACUUCAUUUGGUAAACGAUUUAUACAAGAUGUACACAUCCAAAUAUCCCAAAAUAGGAAACUCAAGGAAGUUUUGGAUGAAGUCGAUGAAAUUCGUGGACUGAUUCGGCUAAUAAGUGAGAACACGAUUAUUGUAAAGGAUUUGUACAAUAACGUGUUGUCACACACGAAUAAAGAUAUACAAAAAGAACUGGAAGUUCGAACGUACAGCAUAUCGCAAACAUCGUUUCGUAUACAACAAAAGCUAAAAGAGAUGGGAAAAGAAAUUGCUCCUCUCGAUGAUUUAAAUUUGGCAAGUAUAAUUGAUGGACCCGCGCAUUUACGAAUUAAAGCAUUGCAGUAUACAACGAUGAUAAAACUUUUCUCAGAUAUUAUGGAAGAAUAUAACAUGUGCAUGUUGAGAUACCAUGAAAAAUGCCGUUUACUGUUACAACAACAAAAAUUAUUAAUCAGAAAGCAAAUUACAAGCGAGGAACUGGAUGCUUUACUUGAAUCUCAAGAUAAUAAUGUGUUUGUUGAUAAUAUUUUAGAAGAUACCAGAACUACUAAGCAACAAUUAGCAGACAUACAAAGUAGACAUAAUGACAUAGUAAAGUUGGAAAAGGCUAUUACGGAAGUUAGAGACAUGUUUACUGAAAUGGCAUUUCUGGUUGAAAAACAGAGCGAACAAUUGAAUAGUGUGGAAUAUUUUGCUGGAAAAACUGCAAAUAAUAUUGACAUUGGUCGUACAGACCUCAAAAAAGCCGAAAAGCGCAGUCACAGGCAUCGCAAGACGAAGCUUAAAAUUUGUCUCAUCAUCAGUAUAAUAAUUAUCAUUUUGUUACUGAUAUUUAUUUUUUUGUAAAUAGUAUAAAAGUAAAAAUUACAGCCGUUGCAAUAUCGUCAGAAGAAUAAAAGAUAUCUGUACACAAACGUUAA